CGGACGUAAACAGUUUAUAGCAAAUUGAAUUAUAUUUACGCGACUUUUAUAAAUAAAGUGUAGGGUUAAUAACGGUAUGUUUAUUGGAAAUAGAUCGCGGAUUAAUUUGAAUAUGCAUAUGUUAUAACACUCAGAUAGUUAGCGCGGUAGUAAAUUAAACGUCCGCUUUGAAAGGAAAACCGGAGUUUAUUAGAGACGGUGACUGGAAAAUCGACAGAAAAGUAAAAGGAUUAAUAAUGGCAGUUGAGCGGUAAAACUGGCGACAUAUGGAAAUUGAAUUUGGUGAUGAAUUGAAAGCAGAAAAGAAGAAGUAAAACGUUAAUGUAAUUUCAGUUUCUUUUAUCCAUGGUUAUGAAAUAUUGAUAAAUGGGAAUAUACGAACGACCUGUGUGGUAGUGCGUGGCAGUGUGUGCUUGAAUUCUGUUAAAAGGAGUCGCGUCUCCAGGAAAGAAUAUUUGUUUGGUUUUUAUAUUGUUACAUUAUCAAAUUACUUUAAAAAAUCAUUUGACUACGUAGGUAGUUAACAAUACUUUUUAUCGCUUGUCUUUACACCAUGGGAUAUUAAUUAAUAAAUACUUAUAGAAUUAAAUAUUUUAACAUUUUGAAAAUGAGUGUUACGAAUACAUCUCUUCAAUUGGAUCAUAGCCAGAAGGCUUUGUUGAACCUCACACUGGAUUACACUAAUGGUAAUAUGACAGCAGACGCGGAUCCUGCUUACUUUGCAGGUGUAAAUGAAAGUAAUGGAAACAUAACGAUGUUAAGUGCUGCUCCCCCGGAGCCGGCGUCCAUCGAAACUAUUGUUUUAUUAUCCAUCCUUUUCUGUAUCAUUGGAACCAUCGGGCUUAUCGGCAACAGUCUCGUCAUUAUAGUCAUUCUGUUAGACAGGAAAAUGCGACAGUCAUUGACUAAUAUAUUUAUAAUGAAUCUUGCCGUGGCAGAUUUUGUCAUCAUGUUGAUUGGGAUUCCAGAGAUUGUACAGUUUAUGAUGAACCGUGGAUGGCUUCUUGGCGCCACAUUGUGUAAGGCCAACCGCUUCAUCCUCGUCGUCAGUCUCUAUGUCUCCAUAUUAUCCCUCGUUUUUGUUUGUAUAGAAAGAUUUGUUGCCAUUGUGUAUCCGCUAAAAGCUCAUAUCUUAUGCGGAAGAAGAAAAAUUGUCUUCGCCAUACUAUUUAUAUGGCCGAUGUCUUUGGCUUGUGGACUGCCGACGGCGAUUUUGAACACUUUGAUGAUCCCUCAUCCAUCGGUUCCUUACAAACAUUGCUUUAUCGUGUUUCCAGAGAGAAAGUACCAGCAAAUGUUCGAAUACAUGCAGUUUGCCUUCUUCUACUUUAUACCGGUUACUGUUCAGGUUAUAUUAUACGCCGUCAUCGGAAAGAAGUUAUAUGCUAGUACAGAAGAACUACAUGCGAGAUUUCAGAUGCGCAAAGAUAUUCGACCAAAACAUGACAAAACGUCGGACACUAUAAAAGCCCGCAAAGACGUCGUUAAGAUGUUGGCUUCAAGCGUGCUUGUGUACAUUGUAUGUUACGCCCCGCCACAAAUAUUGCUGAUCUACGACACAUUUUCACCGAAACCGUUUCAGGUCACAUGGUCUUUUCGUGUGUUCAGCAUUGUUAUUUCUAAUGUAAAUUCGGCGGCUAACCCGAUUCUUUACAGCAUAUUUAGUCAAAACUUUAGAAAGAAUUUUAAGAAAUACCUGUGCUACCUGUGCCUACCAAAGCCAACGGAGUAUCAGCGAACUGGACAAGACAUUUCAGAAUCCAGAUACUUAUCACGAAAGAUUAGUUCAACGAUCAGCCGGUCUACAACAUUUUCAAAAGUCUGAAUCUAUUUUAUACAAACGUUGCGUUUUGAAUACCAAUACACCAUUUACGAUAUGCUAGGAGAGUGGAAAAUGAUAAAACUACAUGUUCGAGAUACCGGUUUUAUGAAAAUAUAGCAUGUAUAAUUUGUAAAACGGAAUACUGACGUUUUACUCUGAAACAGGCGCCCAGGCAAAAGAAUCUUUGAAUAUUAGUAGAUAUUGUCAAAAAGUUUAUUGGAUGUGAUAUUCCAUGUUGUAGCAUAUUUCAUUCGCUUAUUGGUAGUAAAACAAUAGGUUUAAUAUUUUAGCAAAUUCCAUGUUUGUUCCAUCCUUCCAUUUAAUAGCAGUCACUCAAAUUUGACUUAAAAACCAGGUUUAGAUACCUGACCUAUAUUUCAAAUGUCAUUCAAGUUAUUUACCUAUAUUUAACCUGUUAGUAAAGUUACCUAAACUUUCCUGUAAAUUAAAUCUUAAUUCAACGUGUCAGUCAAGGUAUCUCACCUAUAUUUCAAAUGUCAUUCAAGUUAUUUACCUAUAUUCAACCUGUUAGUAAAGUUACCUAAACUUUCCUGUAAAUUAAAUCUUAAUUCAACGUGUCAGUCAAGCUAUCUCACCUAUAUUUAAGCUGCAUUAAUUAGGCCUCAGUCAGCAGUUAUGGGAAAAGGAACCUUCAGAGCUGAUUGAUACCGCAGCUUUACACAGACAAAGUGACAGAGACAUGUUCGUAUGUUCGUGCAAAUUCUCUCAUAACAUCGGAUUAUAGCGGAUAAACAUUUUUCUUGGGACAACUUUGUAUUAUUUGCUUAAUAAAACGUUGCAAUCAUAAAAUAUACAAAACCUUAACCUAUAAGCCCUCAAUAUGCCAGUAUGUAGCUUGUGUUUUACACAGUAAAAACAGCUGUUACAGAAGAAAUUUAGUUUAAUCAGAUAAGUUUUUACAUAAAAUUAUGAUGUAAGCCUUAUAUUUAUUAUUAAGAUAUUUAUCGAAUCUGUAUCAAUGAUACUACGAUUAAAUGUGUCAUUUGGCCUGGUCGCUAAGGUACUGGUAAGGUUAGUUUCAAACGGUCAAGGAUAUGUGAUUUACCAAAAUGGCUUUCUCUGUAUUCUCCAAAGUCACUUCUAAUGACACUAGUAAAAUAGACCACAUUUAGAAAUGAUUUGAAAAUGAGUGUCACUUAGUGCUAAAACUGAGAACAUGUCAUGUAAAAGCUAUGAUUACAGCAUAUGAGCCGAGCCAUGGGAAAACCAACAUAGUGCGUUUGCGACCAGCAUGGAUCCAGACCAGCUUGCGCAUCCACGCAGUCUCAUCAGGACCCAUGCUGUUUGCUAACGGUUUCUCUAAUUGCAAUAGGCUUUGAAAGCGAACAUCGAUAUCAUGGAUCCUGACCAGUCCGCACAGAUGCUGGUCGCAAACGCACGUAGGUUUUCCCGUGCUGCGGCUUAUAUGUAUUAAUUGCUAUUAAUAUUCAUACCAUAGCUACAGACAUCUAAAGACACGUAGAGUGCAUUCACGAAUAAUGGCUGUAAAGAUUUUGCAUAUAUUUAUAACAGAUGUAAACUUGAAAUUUUGGUGAUUUUAGUUGCCGAACAUUUUCUAUAAGAGGAUGUUACAAUUAAAGAUAUUAUAAAAUAAGUAUUGUCAACAUUUGGAUGACUUAUAUAUUACAAAUUAGAUGAGACAUGAUAGCAUUCAAAAUACACUUUUAAAGUCUAUAUUUAUUGUCUUGUAUUCAAUUGUUUCCAAACAAGAGUUAUCAGAUGAAACCAUGUACUUUUAUGUAACCAUUUUUGUUACAAGAUACACAUGCAUUCAUAGUAGACGUUAAAGAACACAAAAAGGACAUUUUUUCGGGAAACUGUUCAUAUAUCGAAAAUUGAUCAAAUAGUUUUAAUGCUUGCGUUUCAUGACUCAUAAUAUACAUGUUGUAAAGUUUCUUAAUGCUUUUAAAACUUAUUGCUAUUAGAAAUACCCAUUAAUAUCUAAAUAAAGCUUAUUCUUUAAGUA
This is a messenger RNA of Mercenaria mercenaria, 3809 nucleotides long. RefSeq names its product neuropeptide receptor 15-like. Bases 608 to 1825 code for a protein of 405 amino acids. The record is from RefSeq and is a predicted model, not a curated record. Gene Ontology annotation, molecular function: G protein-coupled receptor activity. The transcript has 3 exons. Gene Ontology annotation, biological process: G protein-coupled receptor signaling pathway. Lineage: Eukaryota; Metazoa; Mollusca; Bivalvia; Venerida; Veneridae. Gene Ontology annotation, cellular component: plasma membrane.